Molecule: messenger RNA, 3036 nt
Organism: Emys orbicularis (European pond turtle)
Lineage: Eukaryota; Metazoa; Chordata; Testudines; Emydidae
Gene: NUDT19
Product: nudix hydrolase 19
Exons: 3
Coding region: 1-1155 (384 amino acids)
Cellular component (GO): mitochondrion
Molecular function (GO): hydrolase activity, acting on acid anhydrides, in phosphorus-containing anhydrides
Source: RefSeq, a predicted model, not a curated record
AUGAACCCGCGACUGCGGCAUUGGCGAGAGGCGGCUACGCUGCUGCUGGCGGCCGGGAGCGGGUCACCGGCCCGGGCGGUGCGGUCUCCGCUACGCCCUUUUGACUACGAGAUGCUGCUGCUGCAGCGGAGCCCUCGGAGCAGCUUCCUGCCCAGCGCCCACGUCUUCCCGGGCGGCCUGCUGGAGGCAGCCGACUUCUCCGCUGACUGGCUGGGGCUGCUGCCCGCUUUACCCCGCUGCGGGCUGGGCUCUGUGCGGCCGUCGCCGCCGGGCGGUAACCGAGCUCCGGUCUUCGCCACCGACCGGGCUGGCCUUGGCUCGCCGCUGCCGGGGGACGUGGCCUUCCGCAUCUGCGCCAUCCGGGAGACCUUCGAAGAGGCGGGCAUCCUGCUGCUGGUGUCGGGCCCCGGCCCCGCCUCUGAUCCCGGCCCGGCCCGCUUGCUGCCUCAGCACCACCUGCCGCCGGGCCCGGAGCUCGCCGAGUGGCGGCGACGGGUGCAGCAGGACCCGGCCUGCUUCCUGCAGCUCUGCCGCUACCUGCGCUGCGUCCCCAACAUUUGGGCGCUGCAUGAGUGGGGCAACUGGCUGACUCCGGUGCCCAGGGCUGGCCGGGGUGACCGGCGCUACGACACUGCCUUCUACCUGUGCUGCCUUGACGAGCGGCCUCUGCACACGUCGCAGGACGAGCAGGAGGUGACAGGCUUCCAUUGGUCAACCCCUCCAGAAGCUAUUGAACUCUUUAAGGCUCAAGAAAUAUGGUUUGCUCCACCUCAGUUCUAUGAAUUAUGUAGGCUGUGCAACUUUACUUCACUUUGUGACCUGCAUAGGUUUGGUUCUGACCGUGCUUUAGAAGGGUGUGAACGUUGGAUGCCCGUUACUUUGGCUGCUUCAGAUGGCUACAUUCAGCUGUUACCAGGAGAUGAGCUGUAUCCGAAAGAUCCAGAUUAUACAGGAGAAAAGAAACUUUUUUUGUCAACAGAUAAGAAGGUUGAAGAGCUAAUGAAAGAAGACAGUAAGCUUCACCGAGUUGUAAUACAAAACCUUAACAAUCUUACUGUCCAUGUUAAUAUCCAACCAAAAUAUAAACACAUCAAUCCACUAAAGAUGGACUCUAAUAUAGUGGGAAGCAAUGCAGAUUGCAAUAGCAGACUAUAAUAUGCCAUCUCUUUUAAAUUCAGUAUGUAUCAAAUUUUAUAUAUUUUUAUUUUAGUGCAGUUAGUCCUUUGUGACAGGUGCUAAGUGGUUAGCCCUGGAGGCUUAAGUCUUCAUUUGCGAAAGAACAGGUUAGGUACAUCAUGGGCAUCAACAGUACAAGCUUCUUUAUGUUGCCAUGCCAGUGUAUCUCAAACAAGAUCAGGAGAGGCUACUUUGGGUAAGAGGAGGGUUCAGACUUCAUAUAUAUUUAAUGCUUUGAAACUGAACAAAUGUGCCAGUUGUGAUGUGGACACAUGCCCACUGAGAACUUGAUGUAAACUACCAACUUAAUUCAUGUUGUUCACCAAAGAGCCAUUAUAUGGUAAUGAUAUUUGGCCAUUGCCAAUUUAUGUAAUAAAAGUGACUAGUCUGUAACCCAUGUCCCUUGAACAAUUCAGUUCCCUUUUCUCAUUGAGUACUGAAAUAUUCUUGUCAUGCUCAGAAUUUAGCUAGCUCUUCUAUUUUGCUUCCAAAAGAUAUCUUUUAGAUGACACUAUGUUAAUGUGUCUAGAAAUGUAAUUGAAGGAGUUUUCCAUUGUAUGACUGCAUUUCCUACUCUCAUCUUUGGGAAUCUCAACAUGUGUUCAUUAAGUUAAUUUAUUUGCCAACAUUAUUUUGUUUUUAAUUGUUUAACAAAUGUUUAUUUUCAGUAGUUUUAUUUGUAUUACUUAAGGUGUACUGAGGGUUGAGAGAUUUAUUCCCUUUAAAAUUUAAGUUUAUUUCCAAAUUAAGAACGAACUAUCAAAGGACUGGUUUGACAGCAGUCAUUCCCUUUAUUUAGUACCAUAUUUACUUUAAGUGAAAGAUUUCAACAACUUAAAAGAUGAAAAUACUGUUUACUGUAUAGUUCUGAGAAUACAGAAAUUAAUGUUACUGCAUAUAUCAGUAUGAACAACUGAAGAGGAAAAUGUAGAGCCCUGAAAACAUUACUGUCCUACCUCAAACAUCCCACAUUUGCUCCUUGACUAUUAUACUGGUGGUAUCUUGCCUUGCUAUCUUUGUCUCAUGGUGUGGGAAUACAGCUCACACAGCUCCCAAACUGUUGUUCAUCUCUGCUACUUUUCUUUUACAAGUGGAGUUUUCAGAGCAAGACCCAGUGAUAUGAGAUCUACAUAAAGGUGCUCCAUGUUGUACAUAGAAGGGAGAAGAGAGGAUAAUUAGGGGCUAGACCCUAGGUAGUAGAGCUCGCCAGGUAACAACAGUUCCAUUUCAUGACAACUUUUGAGGUUUCAAAUUUUGGUUUUGUUCUGCAUUGGAACAAAACUAAAACUUUUUGAACAAUUUCACAAACAGAAUUGUUGAAACAUCCAUUUUCAGAUCAAAAAGCUCAGAUUUUCAAAUUGUAAGUGACUGGGGAGUCCACCCGGGAUCUCUGAGACCUUACCAUCAAACUUAAUCAAAAUCAAUAAAUCUCUGUGAAACAGCAUAUAUUGACAAAAAAAAGUUGAAACCACCUCUGCUAGACAACAAAAAGACGACAAGAAGAAGAAGGAAAAAGUGGCAAUUGGGAGAUUUUGUGGGUUAGUAUCUCAUGUUAUUUCAGCUCUUAACCACUGCAGUAUUAGGAGAAUGAGGGGUACAACAUGCUUCUGUUCUGUUGUUUGCGUACGUGGUCACUUAAAUGCCCCAGCUUGAGCUUGUUUUUUAAACUUUUGUUUAGCCACUAAAAAUGGCAAAAGUCUUCAUAGCUAAAUUUUCAGGCAGUGAACUAAUAGCUGUUUGUUUUUACUAGCAUUACAUUGAAAAUAUAUCUGUAAAAUAAUGCAAAAAUGCUGAAAUGGUUAAUUUUUAUUACUUAGUUGUGUUACAUAUAGACUACAAAUAAACCUAAGUAAAUAGCAG